AUGAUGCUGAAAGUUGUAUUAAAGCACUCAAGUUCAUUUGAAUUUUAUUGUACUUGGAAGGCUUGUUGUAAUUCACGAAUGCAAUAUAUUAAAAGCAAUACCACUAAAGAAAUUUUGGGAAAAUGGCCAUUUUACAAACAACCAAGUGGUUAUCGACUGAUUGACAUGGACUUUGAAGCAUCAUUUACUCCACAGGAUACAUUACUAGAAAAAUGGGAAGCAUGUUUUAAUGACAUUUUAUCUUUUCUAUCUAAAGAUAACCAUGUCAAAGAUAAAAAUGUGAAAAAAAUCAUUGAGAAAUUAUCGACUGAUGUUGGCAUAUCAGAGAAUGGAGAUCAUGCUGCUUUGAUAUGGGCACUCCACGGUUACUUUGUCCCUGCAAAUAAAAUGGUCCGAAUCGAUCCCAAGACAUCCAAGAAGACAUUUAUAAAAUUUACCAUCAAAGAUUCACAAGAAUCUGUAGUUUUUGUUGGUGAAACUCAACAAAAUAUUGAAGACUACAUAGACCAUGUCAGAAAAACCAAAACUUCUCUACAGCCUUCACUUUUCUGUGUAGGCGCUUUUCAAACGUUCAUUUUCAAUAAUACAAAUAAUACCCAUCUCAUCAAAUCUGUGACUGUGAAAUCAGAAAGUUGUGGUAUUCUGGGUUUCAUUCAUGUGCUUUGUACAGUACUCGGCAAGAUUGCAGUAGACUUAUUAUAUGACUGGAUUAACCACCACGAGAAAACUUACACCUCAAAACACAAUUAUCGGUCUAUAGGAUACCGGAAUACAGGUGUCGUGUUCAUUCCAAGACUGAGUGAUCGAGGCUACUUACGUCCAUUGAUCGAGUUCCCUUUUCUCAGUUCCCACUGCGUACAAUACAGAUAA
Molecule: messenger RNA, 870 nt
Organism: Macrosiphum euphorbiae (potato aphid)
Lineage: Eukaryota; Metazoa; Arthropoda; Insecta; Hemiptera; Aphididae
Source: the annotation of a GenBank genome assembly